Messenger RNA from Syngnathoides biaculeatus (alligator pipefish), 2119 nucleotides. RefSeq names its product transmembrane protein 242 (gene tmem242). The coding region runs from base 42 to 464 and encodes 140 amino acids. NCBI's taxonomy places the organism in Eukaryota, Metazoa, Chordata, Actinopteri, Syngnathiformes, Syngnathidae. The transcript is spliced from 4 exons. The record is from RefSeq and is a predicted model, not a curated record.
UUUUUUUGUCCGGUGACUUGACGCUGACGGACCACCUCGAUAUGGCUGCAGCGGAGGGGAAAGUCGUCGAAGUGUCUCAAAAUGAGGACGAGGACAAACUGCAGCUGAUUAAAGGUGCCGUCUUUCUGGCCACGGUAUCGUCUCUGGGCCUCAUUGUGGGCUUCGGAUCCACGUUGGCUUUAGCCAAGAAGAACAACCCGGAUUGCUUCAACAAGGGCGCCACGGCCACGGCGGCGCUGCCCGAGAGCGGCGCGGCGCUAGCGCUGCGAGCGCUGGGUCGAGGCUCGCUGUACGCGUGCUGCGGUGUGGGCCUGCUCUGUUUCGGCGCCUGGAAGCUCCUCGGCGUUCACGACCUGUCCGACUUCCGACAGAAGAUGGCGUCGUUGUUCCCGCCCAUCCCCAAGUCGGACGCUGCGCCGGGACCCGACCCGCAAGAAUUGGAGUCGCUGUUCAAGUCCAAGUGACUCGGCGGCAGCGGCGCAAGUCGGACUCUUUUUGGAAUGCGUCGGAAGAUCUGGCGGCGCUUUCGAAGACUCGAGGUGCGUUCCGGGGCUGGUUGUGUGCCCAAGGACUGGUGGUGCGUUUGAGGACUCGUUGAAACAUUUUUUUGUUUGUGGUUAACUUCAACGUGUGAAACAUCAACCCUUGUUGACACGUUGAUGCUACUGUAUACAUAUGUGGAAUAUGAACACAUGACUGUGUCAUUUGCAGUGGAUAUUCAAAAGUCUGCACACCCCUGUUCAUGGCAGGUUUUCAAGUCCCUUUCUCCCAUUCAUUUGGCCUCUAAGAAGAAUCAGCAUCCUUAUUGUCAUCAACAUGCUAAUGAGUUCUCUCCAUUUUACCCAUCGCAGUCAUUACACACUUGUAGGUGGAACAUACUGGGUCGGGGUCGGGGUAUCAGUGUCUUUCCCAAGGACACUACAGCUUUGAGUCCUGGGGAUGGUCCAGACGGGGUCUUGAAUCCUUGAAGUGUGAGGCAUUGUUCCGAAAUAACUAACAAUGACAUUCAAGCUCCCCUUAAAGGACUGUCAGCGCGCACCUGCCGCCGUUUGACGUGCCUCCCGCUUAUGAAACUUUUUUUGGUCUGCUGCAUUUUACCCAAAUGCUUUUAGGAUAUUUGUUGUCUUUUUUUUUUUUUUUUUUUUUGGGGGGAAGGGUAAUAAUGCCCUCCAUCUUUCCACCUGACCUACUUCAUAGCCCGGACGCGAAGAAUACAGUUCAUUGUUGUCACUUGUGAUGAACAGGAAGUCAAAUGUUGCUGGCGGCGUCUCGGCUGCCUCGCUCGGCGCUUUUCUUCUCGUCUGUCCGUCAUUUUCGGAAGGGAUGCGGAGUUAUUGGUGCCUGGAAAACUGCUACGUUUCCACUCUGUUCCGCGGUCUUUUUACGGCCUCGGACCACGCGUGGCUUGCGCUGUAAGGCGUGACUACAAAAUUGUCAGGAGAAGCCGACACGAUCAGGGUCAGAAUCAGGAAUCGGCGGCAGACGCGUGCGGACUUUGAUCGGGGACGUGGAAGGGUGUGUACAUUUGUGCAACCACAUUAUGCCACUUUAGUUUUACUUCCUUACUUGCUCAACUGAAUGAACGUGUCUAUCACAUUUAUAGGGCAAAUCUUUAAAUUGGUAAUCUUGCUGAAUUUGAACCCAUUGAUGGGCAGGGUGGCAAUUUUUUGCCUUAUUGAGAUCAAAGUCUCCUAACGGGCCACGAUCAAGGAAAUAACUCUUCUUUUUCGUUUAGGGUUAAGUUAUACGAUAAUUAUAUAGCUAUUAAGGCAGCCAUGUUGGGUCAGGAAGGAAAUGGAAAGAACUCCAUGCUAACUUUGAGCCAUGAGUUAUCCUCUCUUGAUACCGAAUUAUGCCUUCAGAUUGCGUGAAAAUCACGAUGUCCCAAAAAUGGGACGCUGCCCACCAAUGGGUUAAUUGCACAAAAACCUGCCAUUUGAACAAGGGUGUGGACAGUUUUUUUUUUUUUUUUUUUUUUAAAUGUAUACUCUAGCUAUUUAGGGUUGUACAUAUGUAGUAUAUAUUUUAUUUGCAGCAAAAAAAAAAAAAAAAAACAUCUGUUUUUAGGUGCAACUUUGUGUACAUGAGUACCAAAUAAAUAAAAAUCAUACAAAUCUCA